Molecule: messenger RNA, 1276 nt
Organism: Epinephelus lanceolatus (giant grouper)
Lineage: Eukaryota; Metazoa; Chordata; Actinopteri; Perciformes; Serranidae
Source: RefSeq, a predicted model, not a curated record
AUGACCUUUCUUAUUCGUCUCGACCAGUGCGCCGAGAUAUUUCAAGUAUUUUUUAAUUCGAACAAAAAAACUGAUACUAAUUCACUGUGUGUGUGUCAGGAUGUGACGAAGGGAUUUGUUCAGUUGUUGAGCAAAGGUGAAGAAGAGGAGGAAGAAGUAGAGGAGGACAAUGUUGACGAAGAAGAGGUGGAGGAGGAGGAAGAGGAUAAUGACACGUUGGCUGAGACGGAGGCACCGUCCACGAGUUUGGACGACCCGACAGAGAAGUCGACAGAGACGAGUCAGAGUGCUAAACUUGAAGAGCUGAAAGAAGAGUCUGUACCUGACGGAGAGCAGAGAGGUGACGGAGCUGCUGAAAUCACCGAGCACCUCGACACCACGGGUGAAGACAAGACAGGUGAUGGCAUCAAAGCAGCCAAUGGGACGGCAGACAGCAACGCCAGAAGCCAAUCAGGCUCCAACAAAAAGCUCUCCCUCUUCAGACGGCUGUCCUCCUCCAGGUUGAAGCAGACCAACGACAGGGACCUAACCCCAACAGAGGGUGCCAUCCUUGGGGAUGCAGUCGUCCGGGGAGAGCCUCCCUCCUCCACCACCGCCGCUGCUGCCGGGAGCAGCCAGCCCGAGACAAACAGAGGCAGAGCACAGCACAGAUCAGAUCUGGCCUCUGGAGCCCGGGGCCCUCGCUCUGGAGCCUGCACCGUGCUGUGAUCACAACCCUCAGGUGGCCUCGUGUGAUCCUUAAGAGUCAGACCAAAGUGUGAAAGGUUCAUUAGCAGAGAGGCGGAGUUAAAGCGGCCCUGUGGAGUUUACGUUCAGUGUUACUUAGCAACAGGGGGACAGUUUGGAUCUUUUGAGGUGGGGUUGUUUGAGGCAGUGUUAGUUUUGUUGACGAAAACUGUGACGAAGUUUUCGUCAACGACCUUUUUUCCAUGACGAAAACAAGACAAUGACGAGCUAAACAUAGACCUUGAUUCUCAAAACUAAGACGAAAUCUAUGUUUCACUUUCGUUGACGAGACGUGACAAAAAUGUCCGUAAUGGACUAUCGGACACUGAAAGCCGAGAAUAGCUUGUAAUUAUCUUCAAACGCCACGUGAGCGUCACGGUGGUAUACUUCGGAAAACAGUCGACACCAGGAUUACUCGAUUACUUUACAUCAUGAAUUUUUUUCAACUAAAAUGUUUUGAAUUUUUGUUGACUUGUAAGUUUUAAAUUUUCAUAGACUAAUUUUUUUUUUAUUUAAUUAAAUAAAAUGUAAUGAAUUUUCGUUAGCUAAA